This is a messenger RNA of Eruca vesicaria subsp. sativa (arugula), 909 nucleotides long. The record is from the annotation of a GenBank genome assembly. NCBI's taxonomy places the organism in Eukaryota, Viridiplantae, Streptophyta, Magnoliopsida, Brassicales, Brassicaceae.
AUGUCGACAAUUACUUCACCUUUACCACCACAUCCUCCAUCAGCAAACUACGUCACACCGCCUCUAACGGUGAUCCUCACCGUAAUACUCCUCGUUUUCUUCUUCAUCGGUUUCUUCACACUUUAUUUCUGCAAGUGUUUCCUCGACACAUUAAUGCAAGCUUGGCGUCUCCACCAAGGAGGAGGAGAGCCCGAAGCAACCGAAAACACACUCCAACCACCAGAAGCUCCACCGGUCAAUCCCGGUCUCGAACUUCGAAUCAUAAACUCCUUUCCUACUUUUCCUUACUCUUCCGUUAAAGAUCUUCGGGAAGAGAAAUACGGCCUCGAAUGCGCCAUUUGUUUACUAGAAUUCGAUGGAGAUCACGUGCUACGUCUCUUGACCACGUGCUACCAUGUUUUCCACCAAGAGUGCAUCGAUCUCUGGUUCGAAUCUCACAAAACUUGUCCCGUUUGUCGCCAUGAUCUUGAUCCUCCACCACCGGAAAACAUCAACGUUAUUCUUCCCAACGUUGAUGAGAUGAUCAUUGAUGUGAUUCAAGAAACCAGCGACGAUGAUGAAGAAGACGAUCAUCAUCGUCGUUCUCAGACAACAACACAGAUUGAUACUUGGCCGUCUUCAGGACAAAACAGUUGUUUAAACAGUGAAAGAUCGAGAAAAGAACAAACACUGCCGGAUAAAUUCUCGAGGUCGCAUUCCACGGGGCAUUCAAUAGUGAGAAACAAACCAGAGGAAGAAGAUAAGUAUAGGUUGAGAUUACCGGAACAUGUCAAGAUUAAGGUUACAAGAGGGCAUAGCCAAACAGCGAGUUGUGUUACUUUUGGUGAUUUUGUUAGAAACAAAAGAUACGAUAAUCGCCGGUUUGGUGAAGUCUCUAAUCAAACGGUUGUUACACGAUCAGAAAACUGA